CCGUUUCUCCUCGCACCCGAGUCCCCGCCCGUUUCCCGCCCAGAUCCGCCUGCCCGCCCGCUCGCCUGCCCGCCCUCCGGCCAGCCCGGUCCCGGCCCUCCCUCCUUCUGCCGCCCGGGCUGGUGAGGAGGCGGCUCCAUGUUUUCUUUCCUGCGAGCGGCGGCGGCGGCCUCAACAGAAAGCGGGGAGAAGGCAGUUUUGUGCUUUCUUGUAGGACCAACUGAAAGAGCGGGCCGGGAUUUAGCAGGCGUGUCCACCCCUCGUAUCUGGCCUUUCUCCAGCAGCAGUGCAACAACACAGCGCAUGCGACCUCUGCUGUCUGUCGGCUCUUUGGGCUGGUGUGCACCAUGGCAUGGUCCAGUUACUUUAUAAGAGGUUUUCUAGGUGGUAACUCCAUGGAGCGCCCAGCCCCCUGCCCCGUGCAGAUCGUCGUGGUGAACAAGGACCAGCACUCCUUCGUGCUGGACGAGAAGGCCUUGACCCGGGUCCUCUUACAAGAGCACGUCAGGGAUCUUGACGCGGUCGUGGUAUCAGUAGCCGGAGCCUUCCGCAAGGGCAAAUCUUUCUUCCUGGACUUCUUGCUUCGCUUCCUGUAUAACCAGAAGGAGCGUGACCAUCCACAGUGGCUGGGUGACGAAGAUGAGCCUCUCACAGGAUUUUCAUGGCGGGGGGGUUCUGACCCUGAAACGACUGGAAUUCAGAUCUGGAGUGAAAUUUUCAUUAUGGAGAAGCCUGAUGGGAAAAAGGUUGCAGUAAUUUUGAUGGAUACUCAAGGAGCUUUUGACAGCCAUUCGACAGUGAAGGACUGUGCAACCAUAUUUGCCCUCAGCACCAUGACCAGCUCCAUUCAGAUUUAUAAUUUGUCCCAGAACAUUCAGGAGGACGACCUACAGCAGCUGCAGUUGUUCACAGAAUAUGGUCGGCUGGCAAUGGAUGAAGUCUCCCAGAAGCCCUUUCAGUCGCUGAUGUUUCUGGUCCGAGACUGGAGCUUUCCUUACGAGUACAGCUACGGACUUGAGGGAGGCAUGGCCUUUCUGGAGAAGCGCUUGCAGAUUAAGGAGAAGCAGCACGAGGAAAUUCAGAAUGUCCGAAAUCACAUUCGCUCAUGUUUCACCAGCGUCAACUGCUUCCUCCUCCCACACCCCGGGCUUCAGGUGGCCACGAGCUCGUCCUUUGACGGAAAACUGAAAGACAUCUCUCCUGAAUUCAAAGAACAGUUACAGACGCUGAUACCAUUUUUGUUAGAACCAAGCAAGUUAAUGGAAAAGGAGAUCAACGGCUCCAAAGUCAACUGUCGGGGCCUGCUGGAGUAUUUUAAGGCCUACAUUAAGAUUUACCAAGGAGAAGGGCUGCCUCACCCCAAGUCAAUGCUUCAGGCCACUGCAGAAGCCAACAACCUAGCCGCGGCGGCGGUUGCCAAGGACAUGUACUACAACAACAUGGAGAAGGUCUGUGGCGGGGAGAAGCCCUACCUGGCGUCGGACGCCCUGCAGCAGAAGCACGACGAGUUCCGGAAGCAGGCCAUAGAACAUUUCAAGAAGAGCAAGAAGAUGGGGGGCAAGGACUUCAGCCUGCGCUACCAAAGCGAGCUGGAGAGGGAGAUCCAGGAGCUGUACGGCCACUUCAUCAAGCACAACAGCAGCAAGAACGUGUUCAGCUCCUUCCGCACGCCGGCCGUGCUCUUCAGCUUCAUCCUGGUGCUCUACCUGAGCUCGGGCCUCUCCAGCUUCCUGGGCCUCGAGAUGAUCACCCAGCUCUGCAACUGCCUGUUGGGGCUGCUCUUCAUCUCCCUGCUGACCUGGGGCUACGUGCGCUACUCGGGCCAGUACCGCGAGCUGGGCGGCGCCAUCGACUCCAGUACGGCCUUCGUCCUCGAGCAGGCUACCUCCUGCAUGAGUAAUUCCACUCCUGAAACCGUCGGGGAAGCGGAGUGCAGGAGACCGCUGGUGGAUAAAAAGUGCCAAUAAAGUGGGGCCCUGGCCCGGGCGGGCCGUGCCCCGCCGCGGCCGCCCCCGGCCUCCAGCAGCAGCCAGAGCUCGCCUGUGAGGGGGACGCCAUCCUGCAAGACUCGAAAUACAAUGCUGUAAUAAAUGGAGCAGACGUUUGCCUGUGGCUUAAACCCACCUCCGGGACUGUCGGGAGCCUUUCUUUCCUUUCCGGUAGAGGUCCAAGCCCUUGUCUUGUUCUCAUAUAUUUCGCUUUUCCUUUUUUUGCACUUUAUAUAGGGGAGGGGGGAGGCUGGAGGCCAAAAGCAAAAGCAGCUUGAAAAGUCCUUUUUGUACCACAGAGUGCCUUUUGGUCUGGACUCGUGCUAGCCAUGGACAUGCUGGGGAGGAAGGAGGAAUGGGCAGGUUGUGUUGCCACAUGUCACCUCUGGCAGGCGUCCCGAGGCGCCGGGCCGAAGACUUCUGUCCAGGAGAGUUGGAAAGCAGGCUCCUCGUGCCCCUGUAGCCUCCUGUGCGCCUCUGCCCUGUGGCCACGGCCAGCUUCCUUGGGGAAGGGGAGACAGGGACCCUGGCCCCGGGUGCCCGUGACCCUUCUGCCUUCCCGGCUCUCACCAUGGCUUCCUUUUAGCCCAGAACGUCGGAGGAAAAGUGGCUGGCGGAGGACAGAGUGCAUGGGCUCGAAUCAAGAAAUAAACUGAGUGACCCCUGACAAGUCACUUGAUCCUGUGCCUUGGUCCAAUUCACUGUGUCUUCUGUACUCGAAAUCUGAGCUUUAGUUUCAGAUUUUUAAUUUUGUCUUAAAAUAGCCUCUUUCUCCCAGAAGCUGCGUCAGAGCAGACAUUUUUGGAGGAUCAGGAAAGUCUUAACCGAGUAGAACUGCCUUCCUUCCGAUGGUGCCUUGGGGGCCAGAGGCUCAGCAGGCGUUAUUCCACUGUCUGGGGGAUCUCACGAGCAGCCGCCACCCUCCCCCCUGCCCUCCCAAUCCCUCCUGGGCGCAUGGAGGAAUGUAACCAAGUGAGAUCCUGGCUCCAGGGGAGAUUCUGGGCCACGGCUGGCAGGCCUAAUCUGGCCAUGAUUUCGAUGGGACUGAUUCUGAUCCAAUCCGCCGGCCGCUUCUCUGCUUCGUUCUGCCAGAUUUUAACCCUUUGUUUUCUCUGAGGUGUCUCUACCCUUGGACCCCUGUCUGUGUGCGAGUUGGAGUUUCCAAAGUGAACGAGUGUUGCAUUUUGGGAAGGUUGGGAAAGCAAGAUAGCAUUUGAUCAUGUGACUUCUAAACGGCCAGUUCAGGCCCCCUGAGUCUGGCCACCGAGGCCUCCUGUCUGGAUUGCCCGAUCGUCCCUCUCAGGGUUUUGUAUCCUCUUGAGUCCAACAAUAAUUCCAAGUGUAUUUUCUUACUAGUCGUUUUUCUUUCUUCCAAAAUCCAACGUGGUGACGCACGGAUGGUGCUUUGUAAAUGGGAGCUGUUAGGCGGUUGGCGUGAAAUGGGGCACUGGUAGGUUUUCAGGAGUCGUGUAGUGGCUUCCAAAGGCACCUCAAGCCUCCGCUCUGAUAAGGAGACUUCGGUGGGCGGCUUUCCCGGGAGCCCCCGUUUGGGGAAGUCGCCCUUCUGUGGUUUGUUAGAGCUGGAGAGCAGCAUUCCCCCUCGAUGUCAUCCAGAAUAGAUGGGUGGGUCCCGGGCCCUUGGCCGGCCCCUGGUUCUGAGGUAGAUGUCAGGUCUUUGGUCGCUUGGUGUUUGGCGCAGCCUUUAUUCAAUGGCUGAGGGGAUGGGGCCUCUGGCUUCCACCUGGUGCUGCCAUUCCUCAUGGAGCCGAGUCUUGUCUUAGCCGGCUUGGGCGUAGCCUGCCCAGUCCAGUCUCGGCCAGGCCCGGGGGCCGCCUCAGUUUACAUUUGAGCCCUUUUGCACCCUCCCAGCUGGACGUGGAGGCUGGCGCUGUGGUUCCCAGGCGGCCGGCCUCCUGUGGGCCUCGUGCUGGUGUCUCGGCACAUUCCCUCGAUAGGUUUUCAAGCACAAAUAGCAAACUUGGGGUCCUGAGAUGUGUCUCUCCUGGAUGCUGACUUCAUCUCUGGUGUAGAGAGGACCCGGAGCCCCCAGAAGGGACUCGCACUCGGGUCCCGAGGACUGGCAGUUGACGGCUCUCUCUCUGUGCCGGGGGCCUGGCAGAGCCCGUUUAUCCGCAGCAAAGUGAGAAGUGGUCGGGCCAACGGGCCGCUGCCUUUGGAGGGCCGCGCGUGGGACCGCGACCGGGCGUCUGCAGAGAGGCCGCCUAGCCGCCGUGGCUUCCCCUCGGACGCCCUCAUUGACACGGGUCCGGAGAGUCAUGUUUGGGCAGAAGCAGCUUGGAUUUUUAAGUGUUUUUUAAAGAAUCUUUGGAUUAAUGUGAUUUAUAGCACAUCUAGGGCUUGGACCUUAGUUCAUUCCUGGCAGAAAAACCGUGGCUUGCUUUAGCCAGAAAAGAGCGCCCUGGUGGUUCUGGGCUGUGGCUGCUCCCUCCGGCCCCGGGCCCCCCACAUUCCACUAGGUCACGCGCACAAUCUCAGUUUCACCAUUUGAAACGGGAACCGUGUGUUUGACCUCCAAGUAACUUAGUACGUAAGACAAUGAUGCAGUCGGGAGCCGAGAGUAGGGUGAGCUGCCCCAGCCUCCCGUCCGGGGACCUGGGGAGCAGGGAACGUGGACCAGCAUGGCCGUCAGUGACCAGGUUUUGUUUGUCCCUACUGGGAUGGAUGUGGCUCCCCACCCUCCUGGGGUGUCCCAGGCUGGCCUGGGAGGGGGUCGUGGCACCUUUUGCCAGGCGGAUUUGGCGGAACCCACUUGGGACGCUGGGUUGGUUUUGUGUUUUUUAAUUAGAAAACGAGCUGGAUCCUUUUAUCCAGUUGCUUAAAUAUGGAAGAUGCCCCUCCAGCUCCAAAGAGAAUCAGUCAGGGACGGGGAGGCCUGCGCCGUGGGGUCCUGGCUGGGGAAGCGGAGCUCCUGCUGGCCCUGGAAAAGCCGCCUCCCCUUUCUCGCCCGUGGGGAUUCCAAGUGCCAAAGCAAAGAAUGGCCUUCGUCUGGUUCCCAAAGAUUCCUGCGCUCACCUGGCCAGCCCCUGGUCCCCGUCAGCGGGCCUCCGCUGUGUCUGUCCCGGGGAGCUCUGGCGGGGUCCGCGGGUGCCUCCCCCAGCCGUUGUUUAGUUUGUGCAAUCCGAUGAGCGUGUACCCAUCCGCCUGUAUGCUGGACUCUUGCCGGAAGCCUGCAUGUCUCUGUAUCACAUUCCCCCAGAGUUGUGAGAUUGUGUAAUGGAAUAAAGACCACAACCUGUUUUCAUCUGCA
This is a messenger RNA of Antechinus flavipes (yellow-footed antechinus), 5256 nucleotides long. RefSeq names its product atlastin GTPase 3 (gene ATL3). The transcript has 15 exons. Gene Ontology annotation, biological process: protein homooligomerization; endoplasmic reticulum organization. Gene Ontology annotation, molecular function: GTP binding; GTPase activity. NCBI's taxonomy places the organism in Eukaryota, Metazoa, Chordata, Mammalia, Dasyuromorphia, Dasyuridae. Bases 348 to 1967 code for a protein of 539 amino acids. The record is from RefSeq and is a predicted model, not a curated record.